Messenger RNA from Scophthalmus maximus (turbot), 1028 nucleotides. It is a transcript of the gene rps2, whose product is annotated as ribosomal protein S2. The record is from RefSeq and is a predicted model, not a curated record. Gene Ontology annotation, biological process: translation. Lineage: Eukaryota; Metazoa; Chordata; Actinopteri; Pleuronectiformes; Scophthalmidae. Gene Ontology annotation, cellular component: ribosome; cytosolic small ribosomal subunit. Bases 142 to 984 code for a protein of 280 amino acids. The transcript is spliced from 7 exons. Gene Ontology annotation, molecular function: RNA binding; structural constituent of ribosome.
AGUGAAUAUGCAUUACCAAAUACUACCAGCAGAGGGCAGGCAUUAGUAGAUGUUGUUUUGAAUGAACUAUCGCGAUAACACCUCUAAAUAAAGACCAACGGGACUUCUCACGGGCCUUCUUCCUGUUGUAUCGAUCACCAAAUGGCGGACAACGCCGGUGAAAGAGGAGGGUUUCGCGGAGGUUUUGGCGCUGGGGGCCGGGGCGGCCGGGGCCGUGGACGCGGCAGAGGCCGUGGCAGGGGACGCGGUGCCCGCGGCAAGUCCGAGGACAAGGAAUGGGUGCCUGUCACCAAGCUGGGCCGCCUGGUGAAGGACAUGAAGAUCAAGACCCUGGAGGAGAUCUACCUGUACUCUCUGCCCAUCAAGGAGUCUGAGAUCAUUGACUUCUUCCUGGGUUCUGGUCUGAAAGACGAGGUCCUGAAGAUCAUGCCAGUCCAGAAGCAGACCAGGGCUGGUCAGCGCACCAGGUUCAAGGCCUUUGUUGCCAUUGGUGACUACAACGGCCACGUGGGCCUGGGGGUGAAGUGCUCCAAAGAGGUGGCCACAGCCAUUCGUGGAGCCAUCAUCCUGGCCAAGCUGUCCAUCGUCCCUGUCAGGAGAGGUUAUUGGGGUAACAAGAUUGGUAAGCCCCACACCGUGCCCUGCAAGGUGACUGGACGCUGCGGCUCUGUCUUGGUGCGUCUCAUCCCCGCCCCCCGCGGUACUGGCAUCGUGUCUGCCCCUGUGCCCAAGAAGCUGCUCAUGAUGGCUGGUAUUGACGACUGCUACACCUCUGCCAGGGGCUGCACUGCCACCCUGGGCAACUUUGCCAAGGCCACCUUUGAUGCCAUCUCCAAGACUUACAGCUACCUGACCCCUGAUCUCUGGAAGGAGACUGUCUUCACCAAGUCUCCCUACCAGGAGUUCACUGACCAUCUGGCCAAGACUCACACCAGGGUGUCUGUGCAGAGAGGGGGACAGCCUGUCCAGCCACCUGCCUCCUAAAAUUUUUGUACAAAGAAUCGUUGAAUAAACGUUCUUAAACAUCA